Messenger RNA from Drosophila obscura, 596 nucleotides. RefSeq names its product protein new-glue 1-like. The coding region runs from base 46 to 462 and encodes 138 amino acids. The record is from RefSeq and is a predicted model, not a curated record. The transcript has a single exon. NCBI's taxonomy places the organism in Eukaryota, Metazoa, Arthropoda, Insecta, Diptera, Drosophilidae.
UCUUCGGAAUAGCAUCAGUUGCAAGCCAUUCCAACUAUCAUCAACAUGAGGUACUCUUGCGUUCUCCUAUUCCUGGCCCUGUUCGGCUGUGUCCUGGUGCGACAGACCAGUGCACAGACCACGACCACAACCUCCGCAUCGGCCACAACCGUUGCAGCCACCACAACCGCGGCAGCCACCACAACCGCGGCAGCCACCACAACCGCAGCAGCCACCACAACCGCUGCAGCCACCACAACCGCAGCAGCCACUACAACAGCUGCAGCCACAACCACUGCAGCCGCAACCACUACAGCCAGUGCCACUACCGCCGCCACCACUCCCUCAAAACCAGCCGGCAAAGUGACAAUACGCCGCAGGAGAGACAAGAAGAACAAACCCAAUGUAACGAUCGUCCGCAAGCACCGCAAGAAGAACAAGGGCAAGAAAAACAAAUGGAGCAAAUGGGGCAAGAAGUGGUAAUGGCAGCAAUCGAGCAACUGAUCCUGGAACUGAUCCCGACCCGAACGAAUUCCUUCCUAAUUUCUAAUUUCUAAUUUUAAUUAAUGUUUUUUGUAUAGUUUUAAGAGCAAUUAAAAGAAACCCCAUUCAAAUAA